This is a messenger RNA of Ambispora leptoticha, 237 nucleotides long. The record is from the annotation of a GenBank genome assembly. Lineage: Eukaryota; Fungi; Glomeromycota; Glomeromycetes; Archaeosporales; Ambisporaceae.
AUGCCAGGAUAUCCGGAUUUCGGUCAGAAUGAUUUGAUCAUGACUGAUGGAUAUGGAAUAUUUCGUAUUGCCGAAGUUAGAUUGAUAAUGAUGGUGCAAGAACGGGAUUGGCUAGUUUUUACGGGAUCACACGAUUCAGGUGAUCUUUGUCCAGGUGAUUCACCAAUAUGUGAUUUACACGCGAAAACCGAUUUUGUAAUUUCUGGACCAGUUCGUACUCGCUAUUCGUCAUUGUAA